AUGUCCCUAAAACUGGUGCAAGUGAAUCUAAACCAUACGGCGGCGGCACAAGAUUUGCUGCUGCAAGCUAUGGCCGAGGAGAAGUGGGAUCUGGCAAUAAUAUUGGAACCCUACAGAGUCCCAGAGCAUCCCCACUGGGCUGGGGACACGGAGGGGCUGGCGGCGGUAGUUUGGGCGGGGAGCGAGAAUUCGCCCCCCAUCCAGGUACUGGAACGAAAUAGGGGAUACGUGGUGGUGAAGUGGGGAAGCACGGUCAUAGUGUCGUGCUACGCAUCCCCGAUUAAGAGUACGGAGGCUUUCGAGAGGUACCACGAUGGACUGGAAUUGGCGGUGAGAAGAAACAUGGGCCCCCCUACGAUUGUGGCGAGCGACCUGAACGCCAGAGCAAGAGCCUGGGGAUCGGGAAUCACAGACGCCAGAGGCGAGUUGCUCCUCGACUGGAUGGCAAACCUGGGGCUGUCUGUCAUGAAUCAGGGCCAGGCGAGCACCUGCGUACGGUGA
Messenger RNA from Trachymyrmex septentrionalis, 501 nucleotides. RefSeq lists its product as uncharacterized. The record is from RefSeq and is a predicted model, not a curated record. Gene Ontology annotation, molecular function: catalytic activity. The coding region runs from base 1 to 501 and encodes 166 amino acids. Lineage: Eukaryota; Metazoa; Arthropoda; Insecta; Hymenoptera; Formicidae. The transcript has a single exon.